CUUGGUCAUUCGUACAACUACUCUGAAGCUGAGCUCAUGAGCCGUGCCGAGUUGCAUUCCAUGACCAUGUUGAGCUGAACUCGCUGGGCAUGUGAUUUAGCCAGAGUGAUCCACAAAAGCUAUCAAUACAGCGUAACUGCCGUGUAAUGUAUUGUUAGACAGCAUAAAAAACAGGGUAGAGCCACAGACUCGCUAUAAAAUGUUCUCAAAUAGACCAUGUAGUAUACUAAUCAGCAGGACCCCCUGCGUGGCAUGCCAUAUAUGGAAGGUGUCGGCUCUUGGGUCGCUUAAUAACCACCUCCUACAUCCCCAACCCCAUCAUCAUCAUCAUAGGGUAGUGCCUAAGAGAUGCUUGCAUAGAACAGCAUCCGUGUUGUCCAGUAGCAAACAGGUGUCUUCAGCAAAAGUGAAAUUCUUUCAGGAUGAUACAUUACUCCCCUUUUCAGCUUUUUUAACGGAUCCUUUUCAAAGACAUCAUAAUUACCUUAGAAUUUCAUUAACGGAAAGAUGCAAUUUAAGAUGUCAGUACUGCAUGCCUGAGGAAGGGGUCACCCUCUCACCCAAAGAGAGACUUUUAUCAACAGAUGAAAUCUUACAUCUAGCUAAAUUGUUUGUUAGUGAAGGAGUAGAUAAAAUCAGAUUAACGGGAGGAGAACCAUUAGUCAGAAAGGACAUUGUAGAUAUCAUAGAGGGCCUCAGGGAGUUGGAGGGUCUUAAACAAAUUGCCAUGACAACUAAUGGAGUCACCUUAGCCAAACGACUACCAGAUCUCAAGAAAGCUGGCCUAGAUCUGAUCAACAUUAGCAUAGAUACCUUAAUCCCACAGAAGUUUGAAUUUAUAUCAAGGAGAAAAGGAUGGCAUCAUGUGAUGAGAGGAAUAGAAGCUGCAUUAGAGCAUGGAUACGACCCAGUCAAGGUCAACUGUGUUGUGAUGAGAGGACUCAAUGAAGAUGAACUAUGUGACUUUGUUGCUCUCACCGAGGACAAGGCAUUAGACAUCCGUUUUAUAGAGUACAUGCCAUUUGAUGGUAACCGAUGGAAUGACAAGAAACUCUUCACCAAAGACGAGAUGGUUCAGACAAUUAGAGAGAGGUGGCCUGACUUUGGUCCUACAGAUAAUCUUCCUAAUGAUACAUCAGUUGCAUACAGAGUACCAGGUUUUGUAGGUCAGGUUGGGAUCAUAGCUUCCAUGUCUAAACCAUUCUGUGGUUCAUGUAACAGACUCAGACUGACAGCGGAUGGUAAUUUGAAGGUGUGUCUCUUUGGUAAUGCUGAGGUAUCGCUUCGAGAUGCUCUAAGAGAAGGCAAAUCAGAUGAGGAGUUGUUACAAGUCAUUGGAGCAGCAGUUGGAAAGAAGAAAAAGCAACAUGCAGGUAUGUUCAAGAUAGCCAAGAUGCAGAACAGGCCGAUGAUUCUGAUCGAUUCAUCUCCUAUGGAGAUUAGAAUGUUGGGUACUUUUCAUCACAGGAAUCCUGACAGCGUAUAUACUUCAACUAAUGUAGCAAAUCAGCAUGUGCUUCCAGCAUCAAUUUUAUUCAAUCAUGGUGUCCAUUCGUACAAAACCUAUCAUAGUUCAAGAGCCUGGAUCCAUUCCUCGACAAAGUCUUUUAAGGUUGACGACCCAAGCAGCAAAGACGGGUCUGGGUCUGAUUUGAGGCUGACCCACGUUGACUGCUCCGGACAAGCAGAAAUGGUGGACGUGAGUGGGAAGGAGACGACGGUGCGGGAGGCGGUGGCAUCGGGUAAGGUUCAGCUGGGACAGGAGGCUUUCUACCUUGUCCAGGAGAACAAGAUGGCCAAGGGUGAUGUCUUACGGGUGGCACAGCUCGCUGGCAUCAUGGCAGCCAAGCAGACUAGCGCCCUCAUCCCACUCUGUCAUAACAUCCCCAUACAGAAGGUGGAUGUUGACCUUCACCUGGAUGAGGAAUCUUUCAGCGUACUCAUCAGGUCAAAGGUCAAAUGCAUAGGUCGAACUGGAGUCGAGAUGGAGGCAUUGACUGCAGUCUCUGUAGCAGCUCUGACCAUCUAUGACAUGUGCAAGGCGGUCACUCAUGACAUGGUCAUUGCAGAAAUCAGACUGGAACAGAAAACUGGGGGACAGCGUGGUGAUUUUUAUAGAGAAAAUUAAUUAGUUAAUGGAUGUCCACACCCAAAUUUUUGUAUCGCCUACAUAGCAGUGUGAGACUAUCGCCGCCUUUUUUCUAAGGGCGCUGGCGGCGGUGUCAACA
Messenger RNA from Lytechinus variegatus (green sea urchin), 2228 nucleotides. It is a transcript of the gene mocs1, whose product is annotated as molybdenum cofactor biosynthesis protein 1-like. Lineage: Eukaryota; Metazoa; Echinodermata; Echinoidea; Temnopleuroida; Toxopneustidae. The transcript has 11 exons. Gene Ontology annotation, molecular function: cyclic pyranopterin monophosphate synthase activity; metal ion binding; GTP 3',8'-cyclase activity. The record is from RefSeq and is a predicted model, not a curated record. The coding region runs from base 200 to 2128 and encodes 642 amino acids. Gene Ontology annotation, biological process: Mo-molybdopterin cofactor biosynthetic process.